GCGCUGCGUUCGCAAAUUAAAACGUAGAUAGGUGUUGAUCUGUUGUUAGGUUAAAAACUGAUAAAUACACAAAUAGAUAAAUAUCCUUCUUUCUUAAUGAAAGUUAAACACAAUAGUAAAGGGGCGAAGAAAAAGAAAGCUAAAUUGAAAAAAAAUGCAAGAAAACUGACAACACGGAAAAUAGAGAAACAUUCUGUUGGCAAAAACAAAUCUAUGUUGGCUUACAAACAAACUACUGUAAAUUUUAAUAAUAUGGACAUUAAUGCACAAAAUAUUCCUUCAAAUUCCACAGUUGAUUCUAUAAGAUGGGAUAGUUCUGAGGAACUGACGAAUAAGGAAAUGGACAAUGAUUGGAAGUUGGAUAAUUCUGAUGAGGAAAUAGAAGCUGAAACAGAUGAUUGGACUCAAAUUGCUCCAAAAGAAAAAAGAAAUAUAGAGUUACCAGUUGUGAUGGAGAUGCAUUCAAAUGAUGUGUCAUCUAAUCUAUCACAGAUAUUUAAACAAAAGACAUGUUUAAAUAAGGAACUUUACAGUAACAAAGAAUUUUACAGUAACAUCUUCCAAACAGAUAUACCUUCCAAUGAUGAAGCGUGCGUUAUAGUCGCUAAAUCUAUAAAUCCUAAGCAUGAUACUUACGUGCAAACACAGACAUCUUCUGUGCCACCAAAUACAGAUAAAAAUAACAAAAACAAACAUACAAGUGAGAAUAAAUUAAAAAAUAGUAUCAAUAACAUAAGCAGUCCUAAGAGAAAUCCUAAGUGCAGAAAUGUAAAGAGUAAAAAAUCGAUAGAUUGCAAUACAGAAACGGUGCAUAGGAGUUCUCAUCUUCAAAAUCGCGUACAGUCUUCGCGGAAUAAAAAGACCCCAGCAUUUUAUUGCAUAAGGAACAUAGUUAUAGUUAUUAUGAAAAGCGAGAGUAGAUUAUGCUUCACCGGCAAGCUGUUGGUAAAAGUAUUAUAUGGUGCUGUACAAAUUUACGGGUACAUAUUAAAUAAGUCGACCAGUACCACGGAAGUGUAUUCUCCACGAGGAUACAGUAAUAUUGCUAUAGAAACCAGCAAGGAAUAUCCCGUAGAUAACAAUAUCGAAGAUAUCUGGGCAGCACUUGCCGUGGAAGACAUCACUCGAGAUUCCGAGAGUCAGCUACAAGCCGACAUCGACAAAGUCCAGCCGGGUGAGGCCGUCCUCGUGUUGCAAAAUUUCGACAGCAAUCUGACGUUGUUUCUGAAAACUUACUUUUCGUACCUCAGAUUGUUCCCGGACGUAAAUAAUUCCUGCUACUAUCCUUGGACGGAUCCCAGGCGAGCCGAGAUAAUAUUGCAGGCCGAGCUGCAUUUCGAGCAAUCUAACAGUUCCACCUGUAAACGAUUGAUCAGCGAUCCAGUGAUCAUCGAUAUCGCGCAGAGGAUGCUGAGUCGCUGGCGCAAAAACGAAUGGUCCUGCACGUUGAUCGCUGGCGGGAAAAACGUCGGCAAAUCCACCAGCGUGCGCUAUCUGAUCAACACUCUGUUGCAAGAGUGUUCGAGGGUGAUUCUGAUAGAUGUAGAUCCCGGUCAAGCGGAAUGCACACCACCUAGUUGCAUCUCGUACAGUUUGAUCGAGGAACCAUUAAUGGGGCCAAGUUUUACGCAUUUGAAGAUACCGGUUUAUCAGCUAUUCAUCGACGACGUAAACGUUGCCCGAUGCGUCACUCGCUACCUGGAAGGUAUCAAGAUGCUGAUCGAGAGAUUAAAGGGGGAUCCUGAACUGUCCCGUUUACCUGUUGUGGUGAACACGAUGGGUUUCGCGAAAAAUCUAGGCUGGGAUAUCGCGAUUUUCACGAUAAAACUGAUCAGACCGUCAAUUAUCGUGCAGAUUAUGUCGUCGAAGAGGAAGAACAAUUACGACAAUGUCUUUAGCGCGGAAGUCGUAAAUAAGCAGGAAUGCUCGUGGACGUUUUGCGACGAGAAAUUUAUCAAUUGGGACAGGUCGUGCGAGCACGAUUUGUGUAUCAUUAAUUCUCCGGCCGAAGUGCAAACAGUCGUGGAUCAAGGACCAAAUCAGUGGAACAUGGAACCGUAUCAGCAACGCGAGCUCAUGAUGAUGUCUUAUCUCAGUGAUAUCGUACGCAACAACGAUGAUUCUUUUCACUACAACGCAGGACUGUCGCGCAGCAUCAACCAAGCAAUACCAUAUACAGCGCCUUUCUCUUCCCUGUGCAUUAUUCCUCAACGAUUGUUCGGCAUACCGGAGUCGCAUGCUUUAAGCAUUGUAAAUGGCAAUAUCGUAGCACUGUGUGGUAUAGAUUUAACAGAAGAAUCUUCGCAAGAGUCGACGAAUAUUUCCACUCUUCGGAUAUUGACGCAAAGAUCACCCUUAUGUACAUGUUAUGGCUUCGGAAUAGUUCGAGGUGUCGAUAUGGAGCAACAGCAAGUGUUCAUAAACACACCAUUGCCGAUAUCGAUGAUGCAGCACGUUAACUGUUUAGCGGGCUGCAUUCCAGUUCCGCCGAUGCUUUUACAGUUACAUCCAGGCGUACCUUACGUUAGUGGAAAUGCAAUGUUGCCGACGAGUCGCGAACCACGCAAAGGGUACUUUCGGAUGAGAUAUCGAAAGAAUCGGAGUCAUAGUAAAUCCUAAUAAUAAAACGUACAUAUAAGUAUACCUCCUGCGCCUUCUAAAUAUUCGUUGAUUUUCUAUUCAUGAAAAAGAGCAAGUGCUUUAUCUGAAUAUAACAUAGUUGCAGAUAUAUAUAUAUAUAUAUAUAUAUAUACAUAUACAUAUUUUUGAGAACAAUUGUAAAAAAGACCAUGAAAAACAAGGAAGCAAACAGGCUAAUGAGAGCGAAGUACAGAAAGCGAAUAAAUAUCCCCAUAAAAAAAUCCUUUAGUUUAAAUGUUCUCCUACUCAUUGCAUUUCCUGCUCUCUCUUUAAUUUUUUUAUGCACGAUAAUAUAUUUGCAAUGUCUUACUAUCACAUGAUGGAAGUAUACGAUUUUUAUAUCAUUUAUUGAAGAUAGUCCGAGAAACCGAAACAUUUAAUUAAAGGAUUUUUUUUAUUUUUUUACAAUAUUCGUAUUUUAUUUUUUGCGCUUGGUUCUCAUUAACUUGUUUUCCUCUUUGUUUUUUAAUUUUAUUAAAGCUUUUUCUUUAAUUUUUAUUUUGUUUGAUAAAAAUCAAUGUCUAUAACAAACAAUGCAUAGAUGAUAGAUUUAGUAUGUGUUAUAUGUAUACACAUACAAAUUUCUUAUAUUGAUCAUUGUCAAGUAACAUAGAAAAGAGGAGAUAUAUGUAUAGAUAAAAAAUAAUAAUUUUAGGCAUAUAAAAUGAAUGUCUAUCAUUAUUGUCACACCAUACAAAUCUUUAAUCAAAAAUAUACGAAACAAAAAUUA
Molecule: messenger RNA, 3370 nt
Organism: Nylanderia fulva
Lineage: Eukaryota; Metazoa; Arthropoda; Insecta; Hymenoptera; Formicidae
Product: polynucleotide 5'-hydroxyl-kinase NOL9
Biological process (GO): cleavage in ITS2 between 5.8S rRNA and LSU-rRNA of tricistronic rRNA transcript (SSU-rRNA, 5.8S rRNA, LSU-rRNA)
Cellular component (GO): nucleus
Molecular function (GO): polynucleotide 5'-hydroxyl-kinase activity
Source: RefSeq, a predicted model, not a curated record